AUGGGUGAACGAAAAGGUCAAAAUAAAUAUUAUCCACCAGAUUUCGACUGGCGAAAACAUUCAUCUUUAAAUGGCUAUCAAGGUGUUCAUGCUCUCCGUGAACGUGCACGGAAACUUGAUCAAGGCAUUCUUAUUAUUCGAUUUGAAAUGCCAUAUAAUAUUUGGUGUAAUACAUGUGGAAAUCAUAUUGGUAUGGGUGUACGUUAUAAUGCUCAAAAAACUAAAAUUGGAAAUUAUUUUACUACACCAAUACUUCAAUUUCGUAUGAAAUGUCAUUUAUGUGAUGGACAUUUUGAAAUAAAAACUGAUCCGAAAGCUCGUGAUUAUGUUAUUGUAAGUGGAGCACGUCGUGAAGAACAACGAUGGGAUGCAGCUGAGAAUGGUCAAAUUGUUAUGGAAUCAAAAGAAGAAAUGAAAAAACUUGCAACUGAUGCUAUGUUUAAAUUAGAAUUUGAAGGUAAAGAUGUAUCGAAAAAAGCAAAUAAAUCAGCUCCUGAUCUAACUGAACUUGAAGUACAACAAUCGGCAUGGAAAGAUGAUUAUAUAAUAAAUUAUGUAUUAAGAAAAGAUUUACGAGAAGCUAAACGUGAAGCUCGUAUACAGAAAGAAGCUGAUGAUGUUGUAAGAAAAAAAGCAUCCAUUGAUAUACCUCUUCUACCUACCAAUCGGCAAGAUGAUCGAUUAGCAAAACUUUAUCGAUUAGAAACUCUUCGAUCUGCUGAACAAACAGAAAUUGAUCGACGUGAACUAAUUGAUAAACAACAAGUAUUAAAAGGAACAUCAGCAAUUCCAUCGGAAAUUAAUUGGACACCAGCAACAUUUACUAGCAAUAAAAAACAACUUUCAUCUACGUUAGGCAUUGUACGAAAAAUUGAUAAACCACAACAAUCAUCAGAAACAGUAACAAAAAAAUCUCUUGUUUCAUAUGGCGAUGAUGAUGAUGAUGAUGAUGAUUCUAGUUAA
Molecule: messenger RNA, 963 nt
Organism: Adineta steineri
Lineage: Eukaryota; Metazoa; Rotifera; Eurotatoria; Adinetida; Adinetidae
Source: the annotation of a GenBank genome assembly